Messenger RNA from Suncus etruscus (white-toothed pygmy shrew), 2724 nucleotides. It is a transcript of the gene CNOT3, whose product is annotated as CCR4-NOT transcription complex subunit 3. Gene Ontology annotation, biological process: nuclear-transcribed mRNA poly(A) tail shortening; regulation of stem cell population maintenance; regulation of DNA-templated transcription. The transcript has 17 exons. Lineage: Eukaryota; Metazoa; Chordata; Mammalia; Eulipotyphla; Soricidae. Gene Ontology annotation, cellular component: CCR4-NOT core complex; P-body; nucleus. The record is from RefSeq and is a predicted model, not a curated record. The coding region runs from base 358 to 2559 and encodes 733 amino acids.
UUUCCAUGUGUCUUUCUCCCCUCUGCUCACCUUUCCUUUUCUGUACCCUCCCUUCUCUGUAAGGAAGGGUGCGUCGCCUCCCUUAGCACCCCGCUCGGCAUUGGGCCCUGCUCCUUGCAGUGCCGGGUCGGCUCCUCCUCGGUAUUAGGGGUCAGUUAUGCGUGUGUGCAGCCCCUCUCUGGACAGUGCGACUGGUGGGAACUCAGGCCCAGCCCACACAGCGUGAGGCGAGCGGGCCAACCGGUCCUCAAGGGUUUCCCUGAGCCCCAGUGACUCUCCCCUCCCUCCCACCGCUUCCCUGUGUCCACAGCCGCAGGCCCCGAGAGUAUGAAGAGAGAGAGUCGGUAGGGCAGGACGAUGGCCGACAAGCGCAAACUCCAAGGUGAGAUUGACCGCUGCCUCAAGAAGGUGUCUGAGGGCGUGGAGCAGUUCGAAGAUAUCUGGCAGAAGCUCCACAAUGCGGCCAACGCGAACCAGAAGGAAAAAUAUGAAGCCGACCUGAAGAAGGAGAUAAAGAAGCUUCAGCGGCUGAGGGACCAGAUCAAGACAUGGGUGGCGUCCAACGAGAUCAAGGACAAGCGGCAGCUCAUAGACAACCGCAAGCUCAUCGAGACGCAAAUGGAACGGUUCAAAGUUGUGGAACGAGAGACCAAAACCAAAGCUUACAGCAAGGAGGGGCUGGGCCUGGCGCAGAAGGUGGACCCGGCCCAGAAGGAGAAGGAGGAGGUCGGCCAGUGGCUCACGAACACCAUCGACACACUGAACAUGCAGGUGGACCAGUUUGAGAGUGAAGUUGAGUCGUUGUCGGUGCAGACGCGGAAGAAGAAGGGCGACAAGGAUAAGCAGGACCGGAUCGAGGGCCUGAAGCGCCACAUUGAGAAGCACCGCUACCACGUGCGCAUGCUCGAGACCAUCCUGCGCAUGCUGGACAACGACUCCAUCCUGGUGGACGCCAUCCGCAAGAUCAAGGACGACGUCGAGUACUACGUGGACUCGUCGCAGGACCCCGACUUCGAGGAGAACGAGUUUCUCUACGAUGACCUGGACCUCGAGGACAUUCCACAGGCGCUGGUCGCCACCUCCCCGCCCAGCCACAGCCACAUGGAGGAUGAGAUCUUCAACCAGUCGAGCAGCACCCCGACCUCCACCACCUCCAGCUCCCCGAUCCCGCCCAGCCCCGCCAACUGCACCACGGAGAACUCUGAGGAUGACAAGAAGAGGGGACGCUCGACGGACAGUGAGGUCAGCCAGUCUCCCGCCAAGAACGGCUCGAAGCCCGCCCACGGCAGCCAGCACCCUCAGUCCCCGGCCGUACCCCCCAGCUACCCCUCCGGCCCCCCGUCUGCCCCCUCCGCCCUGAGCACUGCCCCCGGCAACAAUGGGGCCACCCCAGCGGCUACCCCCAGUGCCCUGGGCCAGAAGAACAGCCCAGCCCCCAGCCACAGCUCAGGCACCCCAGCGCCCUAUGCCCAAGCCGUGGCCCCACCCGCCCCCAGCGGACCCAGCGCCGCCCAGCCCCGGCCCCCCAGCGUGCAGGCGGGGGGCUCCGGCUCCAGUGCCAGCGCCGCCAAGCAGAACGGCGCCACCAGCUACAGCUCCGUGGUGGCCGACAGCCCGGCUGAGGCCACGCUUAGCAGUGGGAGCAGCAGCGCCAGCAGCCAGGCCCUGGGCCCCUCUGCCCCCCACAACCCGCCUCCCAGCAGCUCGAAAGAGCCUAGUGCUCCGGCCCCUGCAGGGGCUGGGGGCAUCGCCCCAGUCUCAGGGAACAACACGGCGGGUCCCAGCCUCCUGGUGCCGCUUCCUGUGAACCCACCCAGCUCCCCCACGUCCAGCUUCAGUGAGGCCAAGACAGCUGGUGCUCUGCUCAACGGCCCCCCGCAGUUCAGCACCGCCGAGAUAAAGGCCCCCGAGCCUCUGAGCUCUCUCAAGUCCAUGGCCGAGCGCGCAGCCAUCAGCUCGGGCAUCGAGGACCCGGUGCCAGCGCUGCACUUGACCGAGCGAGACAUUCUCCUGAGCAGCACGUCGGCACCCCCAGCCUCGGCACAGCCGCCCCUGCAGCUGUCAGAGGUGAAUAUACCGUUGUCCCUGGGCGUGUGUCCACUGGGCCCGGUGCCCCUAACCAAGGAGCAGUUGUACCAGCAGGCCAUGGAAGAAGCCGCCUGGCACCACAUGCCGCACCCCUCGGACUCGGAGCGCAUCCGGCAGUACCUGCCCCGGAACCCCUGCCCGACGCCCCCCUACCACCACCAGACGCCGCCCCCGCACUCGGACACGGUGGAGUUCUACCAGCGCCUGUCCACGGAGACGCUCUUCUUCAUCUUCUACUACCUGGAGGGCACCAAGGCGCAGUACCUGGCAGCCAAGGCCCUGAAGAAGCAGUCCUGGCGCUUCCACACCAAGUACAUGAUGUGGUUCCAGCGGCACGAGGAGCCCAAGACCAUCACCGACGAGUUUGAGCAGGGCACCUACAUCUACUUCGACUACGAGAAGUGGGGCCAGAGGAAGAAGGAAGGGUUCACCUUCGAGUACCGCUACCUGGAGGACCGGGACCUCCAGUGACGCCGGCCCCUCCCCGCAUGCUCCCCCCCAGGACGAAGGGGGGCGGCAGGCUUUUCUCUGCCUCACCCCCCCGCCCCGCCCCUCCCCAGCGAGGGACAUUUUUUGGUAAACCUAUUUUCAUUUUGGAAAAUAUUUAUGAAUAAAUAGUUUUAUAUGAUGCUGGCA